AUGACAGGCUAUGAAAUGGGUCACUUGGAGGUACCCCAGCAACACCAACAACACACCGCACCACCACAACCACAACCACAUCACCGAUCGGGAUCCCAUUCGCCAUGGGACUCAGUGGAGGAUCUUCCAGAACCAGUACUGCCAUGGAUGAAAACAGAAUCUCGUCAAUCGUUUGGAGGCUCAUCAAGAAACUCUGUGGACUCGAAUAGUCUUCAUGUUAUCAAGCGAUACGCACCUGAUCCAACUGCAAAGAAACGGCAGCUGUGGACCGCAAGAAAAUGGUGGAUCUUGCUCGCUAAUACACUGCUAUUUUGUUAUGGAUUGGCAAUCCUUCUCUUUGCAAUAUUGACGUUUUUAAAAUUUUACCAAAGCGCUGAUGUCGUUAUCGUGGGUGAACGCAAGAUUUUAAAUUUGAUCACAGCCACAGGCGCCAUUUGCUUAGCAUCUUCGUUGCUUGGAUACGUCGGUAUCAUGCUCAACAACAGGGCCGUUUUGACCUUUUACAACUUGUUAUUAUGGGUGUGCUUCGGCUUGAUUGCUUCCAUCGGCUAUGUAGCGUAUCGUAAAGCCAAAUGGAAUAUCCAGGGCAAGCUAUCGUAUCAAUGGCACUAUGACCUCACACCUGACGGGAGAGCAAGACUUCAAGCUAAUCUUCAUUGUUGUGGGUACAAAUCAUUCACAGACUUUCACGAGCGAUCCAACAAGUGUUUUCCUCGCACAUUGCUUCCAGGCUGUCGAUACAAAUACCAGCAAUUCACGAUACAAAUGUUAAGAUACACGUGGAUCGUUGCAUUCUCGCUUGUCCCUGGUCAUUUAUUCGUGGUCAUCACUGCCCUUCUUUGUUCGAAUCAUGUCAAUCGUAAAUUUGGAAAGAACUUGCCACCGAAAAUCUAUCGAUUGGAUUAUCAAGGUAUCAUUGCCGGCACACCCACCGGGAGCUCAGUCAAUUUGCACAAUGACGGGUUACAGCAUAGGAGUAGUACUUGA
This is a messenger RNA of Lichtheimia ornata, 987 nucleotides long. RefSeq lists its product as uncharacterized. The coding region runs from base 1 to 987 and encodes 328 amino acids. Gene Ontology annotation, cellular component: membrane. NCBI's taxonomy places the organism in Eukaryota, Fungi, Mucoromycota, Mucoromycetes, Mucorales, Lichtheimiaceae. The record is from RefSeq and is a predicted model, not a curated record. The transcript is spliced from 6 exons.